UGUGGAAGAUGUAGAAAGCAAUAAAAAUAUUAAAACUGUUUUGAGUUCGCCAAACCAAAUAAAUAAGUAAUAACGUUUUGGUUAAGAAAAAACUUUCUCCGACAGUUUAAUAAACAUUUCUUAACCCGCUAAUUAAAAGUCAAUUGAAAGCUUGUACAAUUGACAGGGAUUUAUAUAGCGUAACGCAGAUAACAACGCACGGAAAUAUUCACGUUUUGCCCGUCAUCCAGCGACUAUACCUCUAAUCGUUGCAAGCACUACGUUAGACACCAGAGCCUUUUCAUUCUGGCACUCAGUUCUCGUUCAAAGUCGAAAUCAGUCGGGUCUGAUGCGUAAACGGGGCGUAUACAUGAUGUUGACGCUGUGCGGUGUAGCGACCGCUGCCUUAACCGGUUUUCUUGUGAUUUUCCUCACCGGAAACCAUGGAGCCAACGCGUCUGAAGAAAGUACGGUAAAGGUAGAGCUAUCGAAUGGUCAGGGCGAAGUGCUUGGGAAUUAUGGGUACACAGCUUGGACGGAUCAAACCUUUAUGCAGUUUCGUGGCAUUCCAUUUGCCGAACCGCCAACAAAGGACCUGCGAUUUCGGCCACCUGUGGCUCGAUCACCGUGGACUGGCACUCUCAGCGCCCUGAACUUUGGUCAGCGCUGCCCAGUGAUAACCAAUCUAGAUGGCCAGUUGUCAGAUGCUGAACUCGAGGAUUGUCUGAAUCUGUCGGUCUACACUAAAAACCUAUAUGGUAGCCAGCCUGUAAUGUUUUAUAUCUACGGGGGAGGUUACUACAAUGGGUCCGCAGAGGAUCACCCACCGAACUACAUCCUAGAGAAAGAUGUGGUGCUCGUUGUGCCACAAUAUCGCGUGGGCGCUCUCGGAUGGCUGUCGACUUACACGGAAGAGCUUCCCGGAAACGCUCCCAUUGCGGAUAUCCUUUUGGCUCUCGAUUGGGUCCAAACACACAUCAGCCGCUUUGGUGGUGACCCCCAAAAGGUGACUAUUUUUGGCCAGAGUGCCGGUGGUGGAGUAGCCAGUGCCUUGCUGCUGAGCCCCAAAACUGGCGAGAAUCUGUUCAAGCGAGCGAUUGUGCAGUCGGGCUCGAUUUUCGCCAGCUGGGCUAUCAACAAGGAUCCAAAAGCACAAUCGCAACAGAUCUGUGCCAAGCUGGGAUGUCUGAGCUGCGGCCAGCAGGAUAAGCUAGUGGAAUGCCUACGAGAGGCCAAGGUCAAAGACAUCCUGAUCGCCACGAGUUCGGAGUCUUUUUCGCCUCUUGUGGGAGACCUGCAGGGUAUCCUGCCGCAACAUCCCAGUGAGCUGGUGAAGAGCUAUCGCAGGCAAAUCCCCCUGCUUACCGGGUUUACUCAACACGAUGGCUCGUUCGUUCUAGCAAGCUAUUAUGAUGCUGUCGCUUCUAAAGUGUCGAAUGUGAGUUCGUUGAGUGUUCGUCAGUUUGUACAGGGCAUCAAUAAUUUGGUUAACGAUACGACGGGACUCACAGAUAACACCUUGAGUCGGUUACUGUUUAAACCACAGAUCCUCAACAGCCAUGAUCACAAUGCUGCGGUUCCUGCGUACUUUGAUCUUACUUCAACAAUAUUUAUGAAGUCUCCAGUGAUUACGCUGGCCACAAAAAUUUACGACCAACAACCCCUUACGCCAGUGUAUCUCUAUAGUUUUGAGUACGAGGGCAAAUACACUCGAUUUGGUUAUGAGUUCGGAAAUGCACACUAUCCAUUUAAUGGAGGAGUCCAUCACUCAAACGACAACAUUUAUCUGUUUGCCACUCAUCCCUUGGAGGGAGAGGACACAGAGAUGGCACAGAAAAUGGUAGAAUUGUGGACCUCAUUCGCCAUCGAUGGCGUUCCCAGCGAACUGAGUCCCCUGACCAGUGCCAGUGGGCCAUAUAAUCAACUUAACUUAAAGUUAACUAAAGGCGACGAUUUAUUGGAAACGUUGACGGUAGCAAUAGACGAUCCUGACAAUGGGAGACUGCAGCGUGAAGAUAUGGAGUUUUGAUUGUCCAACCAAUUCAUAGGUAGUAUAAAUAUUUAAAGAAAAAGCGCAUUUCAAAAUGAAAUGAAAAACCGGCUAGCGAUUUACUUUAGUAAACGCCAAAACUAGUAUGUUUGAUUAAAUUAUAAUAUAUGGCUAUGCA
Messenger RNA from Drosophila ficusphila, 2147 nucleotides. RefSeq names its product glutactin. Lineage: Eukaryota; Metazoa; Arthropoda; Insecta; Diptera; Drosophilidae. The transcript is spliced from 5 exons. Bases 329 to 2008 code for a protein of 559 amino acids. The record is from RefSeq and is a predicted model, not a curated record.